CUCUACAAGUUUCUAUUGCUUGACAAAGAAGCAAUCUUAAGUUGCAAGAAGAACCCUAAAAAUUGGCUAAGUGUUUCUUCUGUUUUGGGGUGUCCACUUUGCAAGGUCAUUCCUCACAAAUGGCUUGAUAAAAAUUCAAGGAGAAGGAUUGGAAGCGAAGUCCAGAUGUUUAUCUACAUGUUGGAAGGAUUGAAGGAUCAGAAUCAAGUCAUUAAGGCCAUUUUCCAAAGCCCUUAGAGAUGUUAUGUCAAAACCGAAAAAUUGCCUAGAUUUGACCAAGUAUGGAAACGUGUUUAGAAAGCCUAAUUUGGAGUCCUAUUCGUGCUAGAUGAGUGAGAAUCGAGGCAAGAGGGCUACACCACAUGAAAGUACAAGUUCUCUACUACAACCUCAAGGAAUUGGUUGAGCCCAAACUUACCUCUAAGGCUUCGAAUGAAGAUUUCGAAGAUCGUAUGAAGCCUGUGUUUUCUGUCUAGCCUCUUAAGCAAACUGUUUUCCUUAUGCUAUUAGGAUUCGAGCUCCUUGUGUUGUUAUGCGUUUAAUUCUGAGCAAUGCAGUUAAAAUUGCGCUUUAAAACUUAAAAGCUUACAAUUUUACCCUUCUAGGUUACCAAAACGCUUCUACAUAGAUUCGCUCAUUUCCCUUGCAAGUGUAGUCAAAAUCUACGCUUUAAAUCUUAAAAGCUUACGAUUUUACACGUUUAUGUCACCAAAACACUUCUAGGUAGAAUCACGCUUUUGACUGCAUUGAUUCCUAGUUGUGUUGAGUUUAGGACUUCUUUAUUCGUUUGUAAACCUAGCUAGCUCUAUUUAAACCUUUCAAUUGCAUUGUAAAGUUAGUUUUUUUUCAAUUGAAUAAAAACCCGAGUUUGGCUUAUCAAGCAUCUUGCUUCGUGAAUUUGAGUGAGCAACUUUGUGGAUUCUAGGUUGUUUGUGAGCUUGUAUCGAUCAAUCAUACACAAUGAUCGUGGCCUUGCAUCGAUUUAUACUUUUCGAGCCUCUCUCCCCCUUAUGAAAGUUGCACGAAAGUUCCAUACCAACAUAAAAAACCUAUCCUGUUUUUGUGUUACAUUCGAAGGUUCAAUUCAAUCUUUGAAUUGAUCUUUAGCUGAGCUACUCUGAUUCAAAUCCAACUUUAGGGUUGCAUCAAGUGGCAUCAGAGCCUGGUUCAACACAGUGGCAACGACGAAGAAGAAGGAUUUACCUGUUGCUACAAGAACGAGGAAGAAGGAUCUGAUUGCCCUGCGGACCAAGAAGGGUCAGAGUCUGACGAGCAGACUCAAUUGGACCAGCAAACCAUGUGCGAUUCAUCUCUCAAUGCGGCCGAGGUUCUGUAAUCGAUGGUUGCAACCUUUCAGGACCAGUUCAAUCAAAUUAAUCGGCAGUUAGCCGAGCUAAACAUGAAGUUCAACAGCCAUGUUCCGUCGGCAAAUGUAACAGAGCAUGCUGAGAUGCUGGAGGCAACUAGGAACCAGGAUGUUCCAAUUGGAGAUGACCUGGCCUUAGUGGCACACAUCCAACAAUUGGAGCGUCAGGUAAUUACUGCCGAGAACGAGCACCAUCACGAAUUUCGUGUUCAGGUUUGUCGUCCCACUAAAAACACGAUGGUAGAGCUCCUAUGAGUGAAACUUACUGUCCCUUCCUUUUAUGGCUCCAACAACGCCUCAAUAUAUGUGGAUUGGGAGAGAAAAGUAAUUCUUUUCUUUCAAUGUGUGAAUCAUACGCAAUCUCAGAAGGUUCUCUAGUCGACAUGCGAAUUUACGCAUUAUGCUGCUCAUUGGUGGGAGCAAAUCCGAAUUCGACGUCAGCAUAAUUUGCAGCAGGAGGUUUAGACUUGGACCGAGUGAGAGGUCUCAUGAGAGAUCGAUUCGUGAUUGGAUAUUACUAGUGCAAAUUGUACGGAUCUCUCUAGCAAAUUCGGCUGGGAACUCGGCCUGUUGAAGACUACUUCAGAAAAUGGAAUUGCUUCUGAUGAGGGCUGACAUAAUAGAAGAUCGGGAAGCUACGAUUGCCUGACUCUUGCACGGAUUGAAUUGUGACAUUCAUCUAGAGGUGGAGCUGAGAUCCUUUGUGGACCUCAAGGAAGCUAUUUGAUUCGCCAUUAAGAUCAAGAAGCAGCAGAAGUCUUCAAGCAUGAAGUUUGUUCCGGCAACCAAACCGGCAAUAGAGUCAAACUCCGACUCUGAUUCGCCGCAAUUACGACCCAAUCCCAAAAAAUACUCCCAGGAUUGUUGCUCCAGCUGCCAUAGAGAAAAUGAUUCAUCCAAUGCUUUAAGUUCCACGACCAAGGACAUAAAGCUAAUCAGUGUCCAAACACCAAGGAUUUGGUAAUCAGAGACGGUGAAUACAUCACAGAUGACAAGAAAAGCACAUGAAGGAAGAAGAGGUCCAUGAGGAGAUCGAAGUGGAAGAAGCUCCAACUAGGAAUCUUUUGGGAGUCAGUAGAAGAGCCUUGACAUUGGAAUUGUCGCCGGAUGCAAGUCAGCGUGAAAAUAUGUUUCACUCCUGAUGUAUUGUUUAUGGAAGUUUGUUGUCUUUGAUUGUCGAUGGAGGCAGUUGUGCCAACGUAAUCAUCCAAGACGUGGUGACAAAGCUUGGCCUAAGCAUGAUCAAGCAUCCUGAGCCAUAUAAUCUUCAUUGGCUCGAUGAUUAUGGGGUGACCAGAGUCACUAAGCAGGCACGGGUAAAGUACGAGAUCGGAAACUACAAAGACGAACUUAUGUUCGACGUCCCACCGAUGCAAGUUGUACAAUUGCUUCUAGGGCGUCCCUAGCAGUUCGACAUAGGCAUAUGUCACUAUGGUGGAACGAAUUGCUACAAGGUCUGGCACGGUGGGAAGAAAAUCCUACUAAAGCCUUGUUGUCGGAGGAAGUUCGUGAAGAUCAGCGUCAGCUGGAGGCUAAUCGAUGGUGAACCAUAGGUGAAUCGAGUGAGAAACGUCCAGAAGAACCCAAUGCAGCAAAUUUCUUAGCUCGACGUUUCAUGUUGACGACAUACAAGCAUAGGUUGUAUAGCAAAGAUAGCAAUAUGUUUGAAGUACGGAUGCAAUAAGGGCAUCUUUUAAUGGGUCAUGCAAAUGCAGAUGGGAAUGAAGCAUAAAUGUCAACUCAAGUGAUGCGGGGUGGGAAUGUCAAAAAGGUAGAAAAGAGAAAAGAGUUAUAGAGGAGCUUGACAUAGAGAAGGAAGGAGAUCUUCCAAAGUUACCCCAUUUAAAGAUCAACUUGGAAGGUGUUCAAGCAAUAGAAUAUGUGAGUGCUUUCGGUUUCUUUUGUUGUGGUGUGAUUUAUGUAAUUAGUGGGGUUCCUCUGUUUUUUUUUAUGGUUUUCUUAGUUGCGUUUUUGGUGUGCAUUGAAAGGGUUAUGGUUUCUAUUCGUCCGUUGUAGGUUUAUGCUGAUUAUUUUCUAGUAUUUAUUUAAAGGGUUGUGGUUUGCAUUAGGGUGUUUGUGGUGCACUUUAUUAUGUUUCUUGUGUGCAUUCAAAGAGUUGUGGUGUAGUUUAUUUUAUGUUUUUCAACAGUGUUAAUGGUUGUGUAUUUUCUGGUGUUUAUUUAAAGGGUUGUGGUUCGUAUUAGUGUGUUUGGGGUCUACUUUGUCUGCUUCUGGUGUGUAUUUAAAGAGGUUUAUGGUAUGAUUUUCUAGUCAUUAACAUUGUUUGGUUUUUCUCCGUUCUGGAGGGAUAUAAGUUGAAGGGUGAUCUAGAAGCUCAUAAGAGGGUUUUGUUAAGGGUUGUUGAGCAUUACAAGAAGAACAUUGGACAAGUUAGUGAUCAUAUAAAGAUGUUGGAGGGGCAAAGGGUAGGGAGAAGUCAUUUUGAUCUAGAUAUUGAUGAUAAUGAUGUGAAUGAUGGUGUGGGUAAGGACAACAAGGAUCUCUAGAUAUUAGUGACAAUGAUGGUGGUAAUGAUGUUGCGAAAGAAAAUGUUGGGAGUCAUGGUGAGAAUGAUGAGUGACUCAUUCCUAACUACACAUCCCAAUCGACGACCAAGUAUAACCGACGACCGGGUGUAGCAUAGGGUAAGCAAGCAAUAAUAAUUUAUCGUACCACGGGGAUCUAAGCUUACCUUACUUUGAGAUUAGGGUUCGUUAUCUAGCCAACCUAAGAUAGCGAUUAGGAAAACUAAACUAACUAACCUAGCCAACCACUAACCUAGCUAUUUACAAGGUUGGAGCUCACUUAGGUUUUAAUCCCCCUAGUUCUAUCAUUUGGAACGAUGUUGAGUAUAAUUCUCGCUUAAUUGAUUCACUACUCUACAGUUCCAAAAUAGACUCCCUCGCGAAUAACCCGGAACGGUGAAUCGAUGGAUGGGUAGGUGCUCUAUUCAACCUAAGGUUUCAUACAUUGCUAGGAGACCGAUUGAAUCAACUUCCUCGAGAAUUACCUGGACAAUAGACGAUAGGAGUGACCCAAAGACGCCAAUAGUGGGCUCUAAGGGGAUUUUCUCCCUACUAGUUCAAAAGCUCAAAAUAUGAAAUGGAAACCAAACCCAUGCCACUCAUUAAAACAUCCAUCAAUUAAGUAAAAUCAUCAAUCAAGCAUGGAAUUUUUGACAUACAUCAACAUAAAACCAAAACCUAGACCUAGGGUUCUUAAACCCAAGAGAAGAGGGCAAGUUUCUAGAGAGAGAAGAGAUAGAUUACAAAUUGGAGCACAAGAUCUUCUUCUUCUUCUAGGCUUGAUUCCUUGCUUCCAAACUUGAUCAAUGCCUACAAUUAAGCUCCAAGAUCACUCAAGAACUCUCUCUCUCACUCACUAGAACUUCCCUUUGGUGUUUUGGGUCAAAAACCUAGAGAGAGAAUUGAUUUCUCCUCCGAAAAUUCACCUCCCCUUUCUCUCUCCGCACUGUUGUCUUUAUAUUUGCUCAACAGUGCCGACUUCACGGUUACUGUUCAUGGCAAUGAUAAUAGAUAGAAGUGGGUGAUCUCGGCCAAAAAUGCAGCAUUUUGGGCCAUUUUCACGGUUGGGGGUGAUUUUCACGCCUGGGAGACCGUGACAAUAAGACUCAGCCUGUGACUUUUGACUGUUCUUCACUUUUUGGCUCUUUUCGACCUCCAAUCAUCCCGAAACUCGUCCCAGACCUUCCCACAUGUACUAGGACCUGAAAUGUGAGAAAAGAAGCACAAACUAGCGUAAAAUAGGUCGAGGGACAGGACGAUGAUAUACCAAGUCAAACGGAUAAGAAAUAAGGGGUAAAAUGUGUACAAUUGGACCCGAAUCACACCUCCACACUUGAACGUUUGCUUGUCCCCAAGCAAACCAAGUACAAAACAAGGUAAGCUUACAACUUAUUUUUAAACAAAAGUUUUGGGGCAUGUCAUAGGGCACAAAACAAAUGAAUCUCGAUGGCCAUUAGACAUCAAUACAUGAACAACAACAACAACAACAACAACAAUCAUAGUAACAAUCAUAGUAACCAUGGAAAGGAAGAGUUCUCAUCUUGUUCGCAAAACCAAAACAUAACAUGUAAUGACGACUCACCAAUCACAGUUAACCAUGCAUAAAGAUCACGUCAUAGGAACGAAUGAGUGAGCAAACUAGGUCCUCAUCGGGAUACAUGAUCAGAACAAGGCAUGAGGAAUGAAUCACUCACUCUCGACCAAUGGGGUCAGAACCAUUUUGAUGCAAAAUAUGUGCAUACUCAAAAACUUAGCCCUAUAGUCUCUUCACCAUGAUGAUAACCUCUAAAUGUUAGAGUUCACAAGAUGGUUUUCAUCACCAGCUUGUCUGGAGGCCUUAGACAUGGGUUCGAAUGACUGGCUAGGGUGUAGGACAUGGGGAAAAUGCUUUUUGGGUGGUGGCAAACAUAGCAUGAGAUUACACAUCUUCAACCUAAAACCAACACAAGAUUCUAUUGUUUCGACUAGAACCCUCUACUACAAGAAAUGACCACUAACAUCGGCCAAAAACCACACUUCCCACAAUUUCAAACCAUAACUAAUCACCAAACCAUUCACAACAAACUUUUUUGCCUACGCUUGCUAUCAAACUUUUCAAGCACUAGAGUGAAGGAGGUAAACAAUCAUGUACGUGUUUCUAAGCUUGACUGCUAAGAAACACAUUUUUAGAGC
Molecule: messenger RNA, 6063 nt
Organism: Linum trigynum
Lineage: Eukaryota; Viridiplantae; Streptophyta; Magnoliopsida; Malpighiales; Linaceae
Source: the annotation of a GenBank genome assembly